Messenger RNA from Bactrocera dorsalis (oriental fruit fly), 2365 nucleotides. Its product is annotated as pyrimidodiazepine synthase-like. Gene Ontology annotation, biological process: glutathione metabolic process. The record is from RefSeq and is a predicted model, not a curated record. Bases 102 to 791 code for a protein of 229 amino acids. NCBI's taxonomy places the organism in Eukaryota, Metazoa, Arthropoda, Insecta, Diptera, Tephritidae. The transcript is spliced from 4 exons. Gene Ontology annotation, molecular function: glutathione dehydrogenase (ascorbate) activity; glutathione transferase activity. Gene Ontology annotation, cellular component: cytoplasm.
UUAACUCAAUAAAAUGUAAAUAUGUAAGUAGCGGCAGGCAUUUAGCUAAAGGUUCCCAAAAACCAGAACUACCCGACGAUGGUGUUCUUCGCUUGUAUUCUAUGCGCUUUUGUCCAUAUGCUCAUCGUGCCCAUUUAGUACUUGACGCCAAAAAUAUUCCACAUCACACUAUUUAUAUUAAUCUUACGGAAAAGCCAGAAUGGCUUACCGAAGUCAGCCCACUGGGUAAAGUGCCGGCAUUACAGUUACCCAAAGAGGAAGGCAAUCCAUCCUUAAUUGAGUCACUAAUAAUUGCUGAAUAUCUGGACGAGAAGUAUCCCGAAAUACCACUCUUCCCCAAAGAUCCACUAAAGAAAGCACAAGAUAAGAUACUUAUCGAGAGAUUCAACGCAGUGACUAGUGCAAUGUACAAAGUGUUCCUAGGUGGUAGUGAGGCAGCACCCGGUGCGCUAACUGAAAUUUCAACAGGUUUAGAUAUUUUCGAAAAGGAGUUGAAUUCCCGUGGUACACCUUACUUUGGUGGUGAUAAACCUGGCAUGUUGGACUAUAUGAUUUGGCCAUGGUGCGAGCGUUCAGCCAUGUUGAAAUACUUGCUACCCGACAAAUACGAAAUGGAUAAGGAACGUUUCGGCAAGUUGAUUGCUUGGCGGGAUUUGAUGAUCAAUGAUCCUGCAGUAAAGGUGUUCUAUUUGGAUGGUGAAACUCACGCCAAGUUUAUGAAAGCGCGCCGUGAAAAUGUUCACGACUAUAAUAUGCUCGUGAACGAUGCUAAACGGCAAAGAACUUGUUGAGGAUAAAAAUCUCAUUUUAAUUGUUUGUGGGCAUAUUGGAAAUAAUAACUUGUGUCGAAUUCAUUGUAUGCCGUUUAUCAAUAUCAAAAUAAUGGGAAAUAUCACGCUACUUACAUAUCCUUGUAAAUUACUUACAGUCAUUCUUAUACAUCGUAUAUAUUUUUGUACAUAUCAGCAUAUCCAUUUGAUGAACUCAAAUACAGCGCAUUUGUUUUGUAACAAAUUUGUAAAAAAAUAUUGUUUGGUGAUAUCUAAAUUGGUUUCUUGUUAUGUGUUUCGUUUUAGUAAAAUUAUUGUUUCGUCUAUUUGUAAACGUCCAAUUUGCUUCAAUGUCGUGUUCAUGUAAUAUAAUCAACCAUAUAUUUGCGUGAUUCUGCUGACAUAAACGAGAAAAAUCUUUAAUUGUGCUAUAUCGAAGCUAUAAUAACCUUCACAGGUGCAUUCCUUAAAGCAUAAAGAGUAUUAAAAGUUUUUUUUCUUGACGUUGAUCGGUCAGUUUGUUUGACAGCUGUAUGCUAUAGUGGUCCGAUCGGAACAUUUUCUACGGGGAAUGUAACGGUACAAAACGGGAUUGUCAAAUAAAAAAGUUUUUCAUACAAAGACGGGAUUUUGUUUGAUCUGUUUGAGCGUCUUAAAGCGAAAAAUCCGUGCAAUUCUCCCUUAAAUAAUUUCGUUGCCUUGAGAGGCAAAAAUUUGGUUUGACGUUAGAGAAAAAUACUUUAUUUAAAACUGCAUUGCUGCAUAAACUGCUUAAAUAGCUAAAUACAAUAUAAUAUAUAUAUUCACUUUUCCUUUUUUAAUCGUUAAAUACGUAAAAUCACGAUAAAUGUAAAUAUCAUUUGUGGUUUUGGAAUGAGUUUUCAAUUAUUUUUAUAAUUUUUUUUAUCAACUACACACAUAGAGAGCGAGAAAAUUGAAAAAACAUACAUUUUGCAGACAAGUUAAGUUGUUUUGUACAACUGCCACUCCUUUGUAUACUUGUACAUAUGUAUGUGGUUAUGUAUGGACAUACUUGUCUUUUAAAAAGUAUACAAUAAUAUUAAACAUCGAAUCAAUUUAUUAUUAUUAUUUCACUUUAUAUGUAACAAAUUGUUGCAUAGUUUCGAAUAAAAUAUUCAAUGGUGUUGACCUUAUCUUAAAGUUUAAAACUUUUUCGUUUACAAUAUAUCUGCAUGCACGUGUAUACACUUAUGAGCUUUUGUAAGUUGGUAUAAUUCACAAAAAAAUAUUUUUUUCCAUUUUACAUUAUGUUUGUUUUUGUUUUUUCUUCGUUCAUUUAUUGCAUGUUAUCUCAAAGUGGUUUCGUUUACUAUUAUUUAAAAAUGUAUGUUUUAAAUUUUUUUAUUUUCUCUUUUUAAUUUCUUUUCUUAUUAAAUUUUUUUUCACAAUAUAUUCACCUUCGGAAGUCAUUAAUAAUGUUUUUUCGUUGCUGCAAAGUGAUCCAAAGUAUAUGUGUGUGUACGUUUUUUUGUUUUUGUUUUCAUUUAUAUAUUUUAAAACGUUUUAACUGUACUCCUGAUGCCAUUUAUAUUUUUGUAAAAAUUUUGAUUAAAAUAGUUUGGUUGGUAUGAUUU